Messenger RNA from Diaporthe citri, 1881 nucleotides. RefSeq lists its product as uncharacterized. Gene Ontology annotation, molecular function: serine-type carboxypeptidase activity. Gene Ontology annotation, cellular component: fungal-type vacuole. Lineage: Eukaryota; Fungi; Ascomycota; Sordariomycetes; Diaporthales; Diaporthaceae. Gene Ontology annotation, biological process: proteolysis. The record is from RefSeq and is a predicted model, not a curated record. The transcript has 6 exons. Bases 1 to 1881 code for a protein of 626 amino acids.
AUGGCAUGGAUUUGUCUUCUACUGGCAAGCCUCAGUGGGCUUGGCGUGGCUCAGUUCCCUCCGAAGCCAGAAGGAGUUACAACAUUGAAGUCCAAGCUCCAUGAGAAUGUGACGCUCUCCUUCAAGGAGCCUGGAAUCUGCGAGACUACUCCAGGCGUCAAGUCAUAUUCAGGAUAUGUGCAUUUGCCGGAGGGGUUUCUGAACGACGGCAGUGGUGGGGAGAAGCAAGACUAUCCAAUCAACACAUUCUUCUGGUUCUUCGAGUCCCGGAAAGACCCAAUCAAUGCACCAUUGGCGAUUUGGCUCAAUGGCGGUCCAGGGGGCUCGUCAUUAAUGGGGCUGCUCGAAGAGAAUGGCCCAUGCUUCAUCAGUGCCGACUCGAGGUCGACGUAUCUGAACCCUUGGAGCUGGAACAACGAAGUCAACAUCCUGUACAUUGACCAGCCGAACCAGGUGGGAUUUUCAUAUGAUGUCGCCACCAACGGGACUAUGGUCGCAGGCAGCGAUGAUUCCUGGAGUGGAUACGAGACCAUACCAUGGGACUCAACGGACAAAAUACCAGAGACCAACCUCACCGCCUAUCAUGGAACCUUUGCGAGCCAGAAGCCCCUCAACACUGCCAACACGACGGCCCUGGCGGCACAUGCGCUUUGGCAUUUCGCCCAGACCUGGUUCUUCGAGUUCCCAUACUACAAGCCCCAUGACAACCGGAUCAGCCUUUGGGCUGAGAGCUACGGCGGUCAUUACGGGCCUGGUUUCUUCGGCUUCUUCCAGCAACAGAACGAUAAAAUCGCCAAUGGCAGUAUCAACGACAAAGACGCACAUUAUCUUCAUCUAGAUACUCUGGGUAUUGUCAACGGCCUGAUUGAUGUCGCAGUCCAAGGAGAGGCUCUGAUUACGUAUCCCUUCAAUAAUAGCUAUGGAGUGGAAAUCUUCAACAAGUCUCUGCACGAUGAGCUCUUGUACAACUGGACGCGGCCCAACGGCUGCAGAGAUCAGGUCAAGGCCUGCCAAGAUGAAAUGGAAGGCCGCGGGCCUAUCUUCCUCAGCCUCGAAGACAAGAACCUGAGCCAGAUCUGCACCGAGAUCAACCCAGGUUGUGAAGGCAUGCCAGCUACUCAGAUCUAUCAGGAUAUACUACCAGGUGCCGGUUGGUACGAUGUCACACACCCCAAGAACGACCCCUUCCCACCGCCCUACAUGUUUGGCUACCUCACGCAAGAGUCCGUACUCGCCGCGCUGGGCGUGCCAGUCAAUUUCUCAGAGUCCUCGGGCGCUGUGGCGCAGACCUUCCAAGGCACCCUUGAUAUCAUCCAUGGAGGCUUCCUGGAGUCCAUUGGGUACCUUCUCGACUCCGGCGUGAAGGUGCACAUGAUGUAUGGGGAUCGUGACUACCCGUGCAACUGGGUCGGGGGCGAGGCGGCCAGUCUUGACGUGCCCUACUCGAAGGCAGAGGAGUUUGCGGGUGCGGGAUACGCUCCUCUCGUCACGCAUGAGGGUGUGAAGGGGAUGACGCGGCAAUUUGGCAACUUCAGUUUCACGAGGGGUCAUGAGGUACCGUCAUACCAGCCUGUGGCCGCGUACGAGAUAUUCAAGCGCGCCACCUUUGGCUUGGACAUCCCAACUGGGUUGAUCCAGACGGACGAUAACUUUGCAACGAUCGGCCCCAACGACAUUUGGUUCAUCAAGGGCGUGCCGCCCAUUGCACCCAAGCCAGAGUGUUACAUCUUGAGUCCAUUGACUUGCCUUCCGGAUGUGUGGGAAAAGGUCAUUGCUGGUGCAGUCAAGGUCAAGGAUUGGUUCGUCGUUGAGGAGGCCGAUGAGAGCGUCGGGCAGCCGUCGGGCGCCGAUUCUGAACAACAAGUUUUGGACGAGUUGUAG